This is a messenger RNA of Mucor mucedo, 1393 nucleotides long. RefSeq names its product Bystin-domain-containing protein. The record is from RefSeq and is a predicted model, not a curated record. Gene Ontology annotation, biological process: rRNA processing. Bases 40 to 1341 code for a protein of 433 amino acids. Lineage: Eukaryota; Fungi; Mucoromycota; Mucoromycetes; Mucorales; Mucoraceae. The transcript has 5 exons. Gene Ontology annotation, molecular function: snoRNA binding. Gene Ontology annotation, cellular component: cytoplasm; preribosome, small subunit precursor; nucleolus.
ACCUUUUUUUUUUAUACUUAACCUCAAAUUUCUUCAAAUAUGGGUAAAGACGCUACAAAGUCCAAGGGAGCUCGUCCUCAACGCCACGAUCCUUUGCACAUGCAAUUGGCUGAGAUGCCUGAAUCAACCACUGUUAAGAAAGCUCCCCGUCAAAAGUUUAUCGAUCGUAAUAACAGAGCCGAAGAAACCGGCGAGGAAUAUUUGGACGCCAAGUUAUCAAAGAAAAUUUUAAAGAUUGCCAGAGAGCAACAAGAACAAAUUGAUAAGGCCGACGAAGACGUAGAAGAAAGAGAUACGUCAAAGAAAAGAUUUCCUUUAGGUUUCGACAUUGACGAAGAGGAAAUUGAUGGAGCUGAUCAAGAUGCAGAUUAUGAGGAACUUGAGAUUGAUGCUGCCGAUGCAGAUAUUUUAAACAAGUUUUUGCCUAGCGCACCCAGAGAAAAGAAGACUUUAGCUGAUAUGAUUAUGGAAAAGAUCAAUGAAAAGAAUGCCGCCGAAGGACGUGAUGCAAUUGAACAAGAGGACGAAUUAUCACCUGCAAUGAACCCUAAGGUUGUGGAAGUAUACACAAAGGUCGGUCAAUUGUUGAGUCGUUAUAAGUCUGGUAAAUUACCCAAGGCUUUCAAGAUCAUUCCUUCCUUGAGCAACUGGGAAGAAAUCUUAUACCUCACAGGACCCGAGAGUUGGACACCUCAUGCUACUUAUGAAGCCACUCGUAUGUUCGUAUCUAAUUUAAAGGCAAGACAAGUUCAAAGAUUCUUUUCUCUUGUACUUUUGGAUCGUGUUCGUGAUGAUAUUGCAGAGACCAAAAAAUUAAGUUAUCAUCUCUACCUUGCCUUAAAGAAGGCACUUUAUAAGCCUGCUGCUUUCUUCAAGGGUAUCCUUUUCCCAUUGUGUGAAUCAGGCUCUUGUACAUUGAAAGAAGCUGCUAUUCUCGGUAGUGUGCUCACAAAGGUAUCUAUUCCCGUUCUCCAUUCUUCCGCUGCCAUCUUAAAUUUGGCCGAAAUGGAAUACACUGGUCCCAAUUCUCUCUUUAUCCGUAUCUUGCUCGACAAAAAAUAUGCUUUGCCUUUCAAGGUUGUUGAUGCUCUUGUCAUGCAUUUCGCUCGUUUCAUGAAUGAUCCUCGUGAAAUGCCUGUUCUCUGGCACCAAUCUAUGUUAGUCUUUGUUCAACGUUAUAAACAAGAUUUGAUCCCUGAACAAAAGGAUAUAUUAUUGGAAGUCAUGAAGAAGAAAUACCAUGCUGGUAUCACUCCUGAAGUUCGUCGUGAAAUUGUCCAUGCUGAAGCAAGAGAUGAAAUGGUUGUCGAAAGAGAUGAUGAUAUCAUGAUGAUGGAUUAGAAAACUUGUAAAUCGUUAAUUUUUUUUUUUAUUAUAUAUAUUAAUUUUGCAC